Puntigrus tetrazona (Sumatra barb) is the source of this 1441-nucleotide messenger RNA. RefSeq names its product junctophilin-1-like. The record is from RefSeq and is a predicted model, not a curated record. NCBI's taxonomy places the organism in Eukaryota, Metazoa, Chordata, Actinopteri, Cypriniformes, Cyprinidae. Gene Ontology annotation, cellular component: plasma membrane; sarcoplasmic reticulum; endoplasmic reticulum membrane.
GCCGCGCCGCGGUCUCGCUGUGUCUGCUCUGCGCAGCGCCUGCGAGCGGAGGGAGUCGGUGAAACGCAGCGGCGGUUCCAGCGAGUGCGGCUUCGGUAACGAUGCACUAAACCUGCCUCUUCAUUCAUGCUCUCACAGCCCAAGCAGAAAUACCAAACAACAACACCUCCAUUGUGACUCAUUCUCCCCGGUUUAAUCGUUGCUGCUGAACUUGGCUCGGAAAAGAAGGUUUAAUGAAAGAGAAAGACGAGAAGAAGCGCACGGCAACGUUACCACUGUUUUUAUUUUCAUCCCUUUCUGAAUGACGGGCGGACGGUUCGACUUCGACGAUGGAGGCACUUACUGUGGCGGAUGGGAGGACGGGAAAGCCCACGGGCACGGCAUCUGCACGGGACCCAAGGGUCAAGGCGAGUACGCCGGGUCCUGGUCCCACGGUUUCGAGAUAGUCGGGGUCUACACCUGGCCCAGCGGGAAUACGUACCAGGGCUACUGGUCGCAGGGCAAACGCCACGGGCUGGGUGUUGAGACCAAGGGGAAGUGGGUUUACCGCGGGGAGUGGAGUCACGGGUUCAAGGGUCGCUAUGGAGUUCGGCAGAGCACCAAUACACCUGCUAGAUACGAUGGGACGUGGAGUAAUGGACUACAGGAUGGCUAUGGAGUCGAAACCUAUGGGGAUGGUGGCACAUAUCAAGGCCAGUGGAUGGGGGGCAUGAGACAUGGCUAUGGUGUGCGGCAGAGCGUGCCUUACGGAAUGGCCACCAUUAUCCGCUCUCCGCUUCGCACCUCCCUGGCCUCCCUAAGAAGUGUGCAGAGCAACGGCGCCGUUCUGCAGGACACGGUUCCCGACACGCCAGUUGGAAGCCGUGGUGGUUUCGUGCUGAAUUUUCACAGCGACACCGAAGUCAUCACCGGGAAGAAGAAGGGCCUGUUCCGCCGCUGGUCCCUCUUCGGCAGCCUCCGCCAGCUACGUAAAUCCGACUCUAAAACCUCCAUCUCUAGCAAACGGAGCUCGGCACGUGGCGACGCCACCAUGAGCCGCAUCAGCUCCAGCGACGCCAACUCCACCAUCAGCUACGGAGACGGAGAGGUGCCCGAUGAGUACACCAUGGAGGACCAUGUGGGCGCCACCACCACUGAGUCUUACAUGGGCGAGUGGAAGAACGACAAGCGCAGCGGGUUUGGAGUCAGCGCAGCGAUCAACGGGCUGAAAUACGAAGAAUGGAUGAACAACAAGAGGCAUGGAUAUGGAUGCACAAUAUUCCCAGAUGGAAACAAAGAGGAGGGGAAGUAUAAAAAUAACGUGUUGGUGCGUGGGAUAAGGAAGCAGCUUAUUCCUCUUAAAAACCAUAAAACAAAAGAAAAAGUUGACAGGGCCGUGGAAGGGGCUCGAAGGGCGGCAGCUAUCGCCAGGACUAAAGUGGAAAUAGCAGUGUCAAGGUAG